AUAAUAUGAAUGAUCGGUCUGUGACCGAGGAACACGACACAUGUUCUCAGUUCUGUCUUCAACAGUUCAGCAGGUUCAGCUUAUUUAUUCGAAUCGUUUUGUUGUUAAACAUUUUAAAUGUUUUUCAGCCUAAAGUUUUUCAUUGUUAUUUAAGUUAUAUUUUGUUUAUGUAUUUAGUUCUCGAGUCUCAACACAGUGCUCAGUGUACCUGAAAUAUCUAUUUUCUUGCGCAAUGUUGUUAAUAGUGAUUUGAACGUUCCUCAUUUUCUGUAGUUAUUUAUUUAAUUUUAAUAGUUUACUUUCCAUUUAACGAAUUGUUUUGAACGUUUUGAAAAUAUCACGUUUUAACUGUUAAGAUUUUAAUUAUAAAAGAACCAUGGAUAUCCCCAACGAAUUGCCUAUUAUUUAUACAACACCAGUUUUGAUUCCUGGUUUUAUUUUGAAAAUUCGAUUACAAGUUGAAAAAUACUUUAAUCUAUUGAAUUAUCUUCAAACUAAUCACGAUACUAAAUCAAUACAUAUAGGUAUAAUACCAAACACUGAUUUUGAAAAGGUUAGCAAUGUAAUUGGAACAGUGGGUCUGGUAAGAAGUAUAAUUACAGUUGAUUCUGAUCCUAAAGAUUUUGUUUUGGUGUUGGAAGGAAUAUGUCGUUUUAAAUUGGAUAUAAAAAUAGCUGAAGAACCAUUACAAAUUAAUAAAAUUAUAAAAAUUGAAAAUUUUAAAAACCUCCAAGGUGAUGAAAAGGAAGUAAAUGAACUUGUAGUUGAAUUUAAUAAAGUUGUGAUUGACUAUUUAACAUAUUCUGAAUCAAACAUAUCAAAUCUGUUAGCAAAAGAAUCCUUUAAGGUUUUAUUUAAUAAACUUCCCUUGUAUAAAACUGUUGCUUAUUGUCUAAAAACUUUUGUUCGUUUAACUCCAGCUGAUGCCUAUACAAUUCUUAGAGCUACAAACUUAAAUGAUUUAUUAAGAUUUGUUACAGAUUGGUUAAAACGAGAAACAAUUAAAGAAAACAAAUAUUCAAAUUCUGAAAAAACUGGUUUAAUUCCAGUCCCUUUAAUACUUUUUAAUGACAUAAACAGUAAAAAAAAUGUUAUGUUCAAGAUACCUGCUUCACAUGAAUUAUAUCAAAUACUUAAAGCAAUAAAAGAUUCUGGUAUGCCAACUCCAAUACACAAAGUUAUUAUGAAAGAAUUUAAAAGACUUAAUGAAAUGAAUUCUAGCAACCCUGAUUAUUCUGUAUUUAUAAAUUAUAUCAGUUAUGUUGCUAAUUUACCAUGGAACAAACGUUCAAAGGAAACCUUAGAUCUGGAAAAAGCCAAAAAUAUGUUAAAAUCAAACCAUUAUGGUAUGGAUAAGGUCAAAAAUAGAAUACUGCAAUUCAUUGCUGUAAAAAUAUUAAACCCAGAUCGGCGAGGACCUAUUCUUUGUUUUGUUGGGCCACCUGGAGUUGGCAAAACAUCUAUUGUUAAAGCCAUUGCCAGUUCGUUAAAUCGAACUUUUAAAAGAAUAUCAUUAGGUGGAAUAAAUCAUUAUUCUGAUAUUAAAGGACACAGAAGAACAUAUAUUGGGGCUAUGCCUGGUUGUAUAAUACAAGCUAUUAAUCAAACAAAAACAAAUAAUCCUGUUAUUUUAUUGGAUGAAAUUGAUAAGAUGUAUAAAGGUACAAGUGGAGACCCUGCUGCAGCAUUAUUAGAAGUUCUAGAUCCUGAACAAAAUAACUCAUUUGUUGAUUCAUAUGUUAACUUGCCGUUUGAUAUCAGUCAAGUGAUGUUUAUUUCAACUGCUAAUAGUGUUUUUAAAAUACCACACACAUUACGUGAUCGAAUGGAGAUAAUUUAUUUGGAAGGAUACACAGAAGAUGAAAAAAUACAAAUUGCAGAACUUUAUUUGAUUCCAAAGAUACUUAAAGAUCAUAAUAUGAAUGAAUUACAAAUAACUAUUUGCAAAAACACUAUAAAAGAUAUAAUUCAAAAAUAUACAAAUGAAACUGGUGUACGAGAAUUGCAACGUAAACUUGAAGUUAUUUGUCAUUAUAUUGCUGUUGACAUAGUUGAAAAUAGUGAUAAAAAAAUAAAAAAAUAUGUGAUCACACCAGAGUUGUUGUUAAAUAUUCUUGACAGUGAAUUAUAUAAUGUGAAAAAUACAUUAGUAGAAGGAAGUUGUAAUAGAGUAGGUGUUUCUAUUGGAUUGUCAUGGACUCCAGUUGGGGGUAAAGUUCAAAUUAUUGAAGCUACCAAAUUGUACUCUAGAAAUGAGAAAAAUGGCCUAAUCUUAACUGGCCUAGCUGGUCAGACUCUUAGAGAAUCAGUUGUAAUUGCACAGAGUUGGAUACAAUCAUUUGUAAAAAAUAAUGAAGUUAACAUACAAGAUUUCUGCGUUCACGUCCAUUUACCUACUGGAGGAAUCCCAAAAGAUGGACCAUCUGCUGGUAUUUCAAUUGUUUGUGCAUUAAUCUCUCUUUACUGGAAAAUACCUUUAAAAUCAAUGAUUGGAAUGACUGGAGAAAUGUCAUUAAAUGGAUAUGUAUUGCCUGUGGUGUGAAAGAAAAGAUUUUAGCAGCUUACAAAUCAAAUAUUAGAACUGUCAUUAUACCUGAACUUAACCUGAAAGAUU
Melanaphis sacchari is the source of this 2614-nucleotide messenger RNA. RefSeq names its product lon protease homolog 2, peroxisomal-like. The record is from RefSeq and is a predicted model, not a curated record. Lineage: Eukaryota; Metazoa; Arthropoda; Insecta; Hemiptera; Aphididae. Gene Ontology annotation, molecular function: ATP binding; ATP hydrolysis activity; ATP-dependent peptidase activity. Gene Ontology annotation, biological process: protein targeting to peroxisome; protein catabolic process; protein processing. The transcript is spliced from 15 exons. Bases 377 to 2542 code for a protein of 721 amino acids. Gene Ontology annotation, cellular component: peroxisomal matrix.